This is a messenger RNA of Culicoides brevitarsis, 966 nucleotides long. Its product is annotated as hypodermin-A-like. Gene Ontology annotation, molecular function: serine-type endopeptidase activity. The record is from RefSeq and is a predicted model, not a curated record. The transcript is spliced from 4 exons. NCBI's taxonomy places the organism in Eukaryota, Metazoa, Arthropoda, Insecta, Diptera, Ceratopogonidae. The coding region runs from base 1 to 966 and encodes 321 amino acids. Gene Ontology annotation, biological process: proteolysis.
AUGUUAAAUUUUUUGAUAAUUAUUUUUCUUGCUACGGAAGUAGCAAGUAGUCCAACUAAUACAUCUGAUUUCAAAGAUCGUCGUAUUAUCGGUGGUCAGGAAGUCAACAUUAAGGAUCGACCGUUUCAAGCUGGACUAUUGUAUAUCAAAAAUGGAGUCUUUACCCAAAUAUGUGGAGCUGUGGUAAUACAUGUGCUUUACGCUUUGACGGCAGCUCACUGUAUUGAACUACCAGAAGAACAUUGGCAUUACGCAGUUCAUGUUGGAUCUACACACCGUGACAAAGGUGGAGUAACUACUGCUGCGUGGUGGAUAGAAAUUCACCCGAAUUAUAAUCCACGCACACAUCAAAAUGAUGUCGCUCUAAUACAUGGGCAUAUGUAUGACUCUGGUAGACUCAAUGUUGGAUGCAUACCACUAGCUGACUCGUACUUUAUUAUUCCGGAUUAUGCACAAGCAGUCGUUAGUGGAUGGGGUCGAACGAUACCUGGAGUUCCGUCGUCGGCACCUCAAAACUUACGACAAGUCACUGUCAAUAUUAUACCAAAUAAUAAGUGUCGUUCACCAAAAAGGAUAUUUUACAAUAUGAUUUGUGCAUGGGCAUUAGGGAAGGAUUCGUGUCAGGGAGAUUCUGGCGGUCCAUUGACGUAUAACGGAAAACUAAUAGGUAUUGUGUCAUUUGGUGCAGAAUGUGCAUCUCCCAUUUAUCCAGGAGUUUACACAAGAGUUUCAGCAAUCCGUGGAUUUGUUGCUGAAUACCAAAUGCUAUGUUGCUCGGUUUCCGAAAGCAAGAUGAAUCGACGAGCGGACUAUAAAGUUGCGGCACAAGACGACGUAGAACUUGAACCGCUAGGCGUCAAGGAUACUCCCGAGCAUAAACCUAAUGGAAACAGUAAAUUUGUGCUCGUCUCUUUCGUGUGUUUAUAUGCGGUUGCCAACAAUACGCGAUGGCUUUCGGUGCAAUAA